Molecule: messenger RNA, 1497 nt
Organism: Xylona heveae TC161
Lineage: Eukaryota; Fungi; Ascomycota; Xylonomycetes; Xylonales; Xylonaceae
Product: alpha-1,2-mannosyltransferase
Exons: 3
Coding region: 1-1497 (498 amino acids)
Source: RefSeq, a predicted model, not a curated record
AUGGCUGUGCCUUUGUUGCUGGGGUUGGCAGUUGCUUUCAUAGCCACUUCUCUUCUCCUUUUAUCAACAAAUAAGAGGCGGCGAAAUAUCGUUCUAGAACGCAUCAGCUUUCACCGUCGCCGGAAUUCCGCCGCGGCGACGCCUCCUCGAUCCCUGUCACCAGGAAAGAAAAAUGUUUCCGCGCAGAGUGAGCCUGAGUAUACCGAUGUGCUACCACCUUCUCGCCGAGAUGCCUUGAAAGAUGCUGCAACGUCAUUGGCGCCAGAGCAACGAGGCAAGCUCGAGACUCUAUCGAAAGCUGUAGAUGGAGCACCACGACACGGCGUUCCGCUGCAAGGACUGAAUGAGAAGAGCGGGAGCGGCUCUCAAGCAUUUCAAUUCACAUCUACAGAUAUCUCUCUUGCAGAAGUUGAGGCGCUUGGUGAUUUUCCCGAUUAUGCGGCCCUCAGCGGAGUACCUUUGCCAUCACCAUACAAGGACUUUGAUAUCACGAAAGCGCUGCCUCGGCCAUAUCGGCCUUUCAGGUGGGCAUAUCACCAGACCAUGUCGUUGACGAAGAUGGAACCAGACUGGUGGCUCGAACUAGAGAAUACCUACGUGACUCGAAUCCAGCAACGCAGGGACCUUUUUGCGCAAUACGGAAAGGCUGUGCUUGACCACCUACCGGGAAGUGAACUUGCGUGCAAGGAGCUUAUGGAGAUGGCACUACAAUUUCUUUGCAGUCGUUAUCCACAAUACUUUUCUCUAUCUUCAGACAAGAGAAUAUUGCACAACAGGAUUCUUGGAACGGAGACGGAUUUGAAAGCAAUUCAUCCUCUCCAUGUUCUUCUGGAGAACGUUCCAGAGGAUUUUGGCAUCAUGUUACGUGACCCCACCAAUGGUGCCUACUAUCUGCGCGCCGGCGUUAUCUGCUCUAGCCUGGGCUGGAACUUGGGAUUAAAAGUGGGCAAGCGGCUGCAUGAAAUUCACGAACCCGUUCCCGAUUACAAGGAGAAGAUGCAAUUUUCCAUGGACAGAUUCUUUUCUAAAAUGCCCACUGAUCGUCCGAUCCAGCGCGGAUCCUGGGGUCUCGAGAUAGACGAGCCGCUCUUCAUGCCGCCUGGAGAUCCGCAUGAGGCGCACAGAUUGACGCAACACGCCGACCUUCCCCUCUCUCGAUGCAACCUUCGGGUCGACUGGCAGACUUUGCGCCGGCUCCCCUUGAGCGGCGCUAUUGUUUUCAACUUCAAGGCUUUGUUUACACCAAUCUCAGAAUUCCGCGACGAGCCCUAUGUGCCUUCCUUGGUCAGGACGGUGCUACUCCACGGCAAAGAAAAUCUCAUGAAAUAUAAGAGCACGUGGCAUGUUCACCAUGUCGUCUUGCCGGCCCUGGAGCAAUGGGAGGCUGAACAGCGCGAAAAGGGUCUGACAGAUCCAAAUUGGACUUGCCAUACAUUAGAAGACACUCCGUAUUUUCCAGGCUGGGAAGAAAAGUGGCAUCGUCAGCAGGGAUUUUAA